Temnothorax curvispinosus is the source of this 2670-nucleotide messenger RNA. RefSeq names its product sodium/potassium-transporting ATPase subunit beta-2-like. Bases 306 to 1286 code for a protein of 326 amino acids. Lineage: Eukaryota; Metazoa; Arthropoda; Insecta; Hymenoptera; Formicidae. Gene Ontology annotation, biological process: intracellular potassium ion homeostasis; sodium ion export across plasma membrane; potassium ion import across plasma membrane. The record is from RefSeq and is a predicted model, not a curated record. Gene Ontology annotation, molecular function: ATPase activator activity. The transcript has 6 exons. Gene Ontology annotation, cellular component: sodium:potassium-exchanging ATPase complex.
UAGUCAACCUGGUGGCGCCGAAGAAACAACUGUUGGCGACGCCUGGCGAGUUGGAGUAACCUGCGGAGUUGGAAUUGCGGAGCAAUUCGUGUACAAAUCGGCGUUGGGAAGGGAAAGAAAAGAACGAAUCGCGCGCGUACGGCCGAUCGAAGAGUUCGGCUUGGCCGAGAGUUCCAUCAGAGGAGUGCGGAGUGUUUCGAAUUUUCUCGGGGGAACUCGCGGUGUGCGUGUUCGCGGGAAUUGGCGGACGGGUGCGCGCGUUUUGUGAAAUCAAGCGGAAUCCUCGUUAACAGGUGGGACGCACGAUGGUGGUGACCAAAGACCCGAAGACGAUGGUCGCGAUGGAGCUGAUGAAUCCGUACGAAAAGCCGCCGAGCAUGUCGGUCAGCCAGACCAUGAGGACCUUUCUGUACAAUCGCGAGACCGGCGCGUUCAUGGGCAGGACCGCCAGUAGCUGGGGUAAAAUCGGACUUUUUUAUUUGAUAUUCUACGGCGUUCUGGCGGCGCUUGUUGCCAUUUGUUUCUGGGGAUUCUUUCAAACGCUCGAUCCAAGGAUACCGAGAUGGCAACUCGAGAGAUCCAUCAUUGGAACAAAUCCAGGCUUGGGAUUCAGACCGAUGCCGCCGACGGAGAAUGUGGAGAGCACUUUGAUUUGGUACAGAGGCACCGACAGUGAAAACUUCAAACACUGGGUUGAUUCACUACAAAAUUUCUUAAAAGAUUAUAUAACACCCGGGUCUGUUCUUGGUCUUGGCGCAAACAUUAACAAAUGCGAUUAUAAUCAGCCGCCGCCACCCGGAAAAGUUUGUGAUGUUGAUGUGAAAAAUUGGCAUCCUUGUACCAAGGAGAACAGAUAUAACUAUCACAAAUCCGCUCCUUGCAUUUUCCUUAAGCUGAACAAAAUUUAUGGCUGGAGACCAGACUUUUACAACGAUACUCAACAUUUACCGGAAAAGAUGCCACUCGAUCUCAAGGAACACAUCGCUAGUCUGAAAGGAAACAACUCCUUGCAGCUGAACACAAUCUGGGUAUCCUGCGAAGGUGAAAAUCCUGCUGAUCAGGAGAACAUUGGCCCAAUUAGUUAUUUACCACGACGCGGUUUUCCUGGUUACUUUUAUCCUUAUGAAAAUUCCGAAGGAUAUUUGAGUCCGCUGGUUGCAGUGCACUUUGUCAGACCACGAACCGGAAUUCUGAUAAAUGUCGAAUGCAAAGCAUGGGCAAAAAAUAUCAAGCAUAGUCGUAACGACAAAAUCGGCGCGGUCCAUUUCGAGCUGAUGAUAGAUUAACGAAAUCUAAAAACAGCCUUCGGCUCCCUAUGCAAGUCUCUUAAAGUAAAACGAGUGUCUUGGGGACAUUUGAGGUAGCCAUUAGGCAAAUCUUCAUCUUCCAAAUAAUAAAAAUGUGAACAAAUAUAAUCUCUCCGAAGUCGACAACAUGCCGCCGACUCUCUGGGAUGACAUUAAUCGAGUACAAAACGAAAAGAAUUCUUACAAUAGACGUUCCUGACGUUUUAAAUGGAUUACACAUGAAAAUCAUGAAUUUUGAGAGAUUGCAUAUGUAUGUGCUGAAUGAAGACAUAUCGGCGAGGAUAACGACUGAAAAAAGAGGCGCUGAUAUUAAUAAUUAGAACGUUCAUUGAGAGAGAAAGGUCUUCAUUAAUCAACAUCACUUCGUAGAAUAUCUUUCACAAAUCUGCUGUUUUAGAUUUUUCGUUUCAAUAAUCUAUUCAUACCAAAUUUAUCUAAGAAGUCUAUAGAAAAUAUUUUUAGCAUGUGUAAAAGACAUUUUUUAUUCUUAUAACUAUAAACGGAAUAUUUUUAGCAUGCAUAAAAGACAUUUUUUAUAUAUAAACUAAACGGUCGUUUUACAUCUGCCAUUUGGAGUUCGUCAAUUAAAUUAGUGAUUAAUUAUUCCAAGAAUUCUAAGAAUGUAAUAGUUUUGUCAUAUACAACAUUCAUACAAGAUAAAAUUACAAUAUCCUCUUUGAGAAAGCUAAUAUAAAGAAGCUUGAAUGUUAAUGUUCCAAUCUUAUAUUGCUAAUUUUGACUUUAAUUUGUCGGCAAUAUAUUAUUUUGCAUAUAUAUUUUGUACAAUGUUAUUCUCGUUGAUAUCUACUGCGUACUUGCAGAUUAAAGAAGUUUUUAUAGCGAAUUUAACACAUUUUCGUGCAAUUUAAAAUUAGGAACGAAUGAAAGAAUAGUUUAAUGAAAUCUCAAAAAAUUAUAAUCACUUACGCGUGCCUUCCUUUGCUCAUAAGCGCGAAUUUAACUCGCCUUUGUGCAAUUGAAAAUUAGAAACAAAUGAAAGAAUGGAAUAAUGGAAUCUCAAAGAAUUAUAAUCGUUUACACGUGCCUUUUUUGCUCAUAAGCGCAAUUUAUAUAUAAAGACCGACCGACACAAUAGCAUAUAUAAAAGAAUCUCAUUUGGAAUUAUUUAAUAUACUCAUAUACAUAUAUAUGUAUAAUGGUAGCUGGGUAGAUUUUUUUAUAAUCAGGCGUGCAAUUUUGAAGACUUUUGUAAUAUUCAAAUGACACUCUACUAGAAAUUAAUACGUCCUCAGGUAAUAUCAUAUUUUUUACCUUAUUGGAACGCGUUAGUAAUUUUGUCAAGUAGAAAUUAAGAAUCGCGAAAUAGAUAAUAAGCGUAUAAUUUCUUACAAAUAAAAAAAAA